AUGCCACCCACAUACGCGCCCACCUUUGGCCCCGACGAUGCCUCAGACGACGACAGCGAGUACGAAGUCGAUACUAGAAGCGAAGUCGACAGCGACAUGGUGGCCGACGAUAACAACGACGACCCAACCCUCGCCAUGGUGGCAUCCAGGACUCUCUCGGACAAAGCACCCGACAUGACAGCUAGCAUGCUCCUGGAGCGCGAGGAAGAGCCCGAAGGCAUGUUGCCCAGAGACAAGCAGCGUCGCACAACCCACUACAACUCGUCGCUCGAGAAGGCUAUGAGCCACUCCGAGGCAAAGCAAUUCUACCAACGACAACGCGCAGAGAAGCUCGAUAGUCCCACCAUGGGCAAGCCGCGAACACUCAGCUCCCACGUCGCCGCCGAUGCCUCUGCCAGCUCUCCGCUCAACCCGCUAAGAGCCAGUAAGAGCAACGCCAGCCUGCAAGCAAACGACACUUCAUACAAAUCCGCCCUGCCUGUUGGCAUUGCUAAUGCUGCGAAGCUUCCCACCAGCGCCGAAGUUCAGACUCCUGGCCUCGGCCACUUCGAUACCGCCCGCCACUCCUUCUCCCAACAGAACGACGCUCCUUCACCCUUGAUUCAGGCCGACCGAGAAGCUCGCGCUCACACACACCACCCCAAUCUCCCUCAUGAGCAGAAGCCGUUCCUGGAGCAACAGGGUCUACAUGGUGCAGGGGCUGGUGUGGGUAUGGGAAGUGGCUCUGGAGGCUUUGCAGUAGACGACUCCAAGGUCACUGCUGAGCUGACAUCCAUUUACAGCAACAUCCAGAAGGUGUUGGAUCUGAGACACAAAUACAUGCGCUUGUCGCUACAGGGCACCACAGACAAUCCCAAGGACGAGCCUGGCUGGACCAUAUACCCUCCUCAUCCCGAUCCUUCGUGGCAAGAGUACGAACAGAACAUGACAGAGAGCCAAGACCUUAAGACGCCACGCAGAAGACCUCGCAAGAUGGGUCAGAACAUUGGUGAAGAUUUCGAACUCGAAGAUCUGAUGCCUCUACCGGGCCCUGGCGAGAUGGCCUUCCGUCUCGAUUCGAACGGCGUCUACCAAGUCUAUGAGAACAACAAAGCCGCCGAUCUCGACACUCCCAUUGUUCACAUUCCCACCAUCCGCGAGUUCUACAUGGAUCUCGACGCCAUCUUGACCGUGUCUUCCGAUGGUCCUAGCAAGAGUUUCGCUUUCCGUCGUCUGCAGUAUCUCGAAGGCAAGUUCAACUUGUAUAUCUUGCUCAACGAGUAUCAAGAGAUCGCAGACACCAAGGCCGUGCCGCACAGAGACUUCUACAACGUCCGAAAGGUAGACACUCACGUGCACCAUUCCGCUUGCAUGAACCAGAAGCAUUUGCUGCGUUUCAUCAAAAGCAAGAUGAAGAAGAGCCCCAACGAGGUUGUCUUGUUCCGUGACGGCAAGCACCUGACUCUGCGGGAGGUCUUUGAGAGUAUCAACUUGACUGCAUACGACCUCUCUAUCGACACUCUCGAUAUGCACGCUCACACCGACUCUUUCCACCGCUUCGACAAGUUCAACCUCAAGUAUAAUCCUGUUGGCGAGUCACGUCUGCGUACCAUCUUCCUGAAGACGGACAACUACAUUCACGGCAGAUACUUGGCAGAGAUCACAAAAGAGGUCAUUGCCGAUCUCGAGGCCAGCAAGUACCAGAUGGUCGAAUGGCGCAUCUCAAUCUACGGUCGUGACCUCGAAGAGUGGGACAAGCUCGCAGCCUGGGUCGUGGACAACAAGCUUUACUCGCCUAACGUGCGAUGGCUGAUCCAGAUUCCUCGCCUGUACGAUGUCUACAAGAACUCCAGCUUGAUGGAGAACUUUGAGCAGGUCAUCCAGAACGUCUUCCAGCCUCUCUUCGAGGUGACGCAAGACCCUACUUCGCAUCCCAAACUGCACAUCUUCCUGCAGCGAGUCAUCGGCUUUGAUUCGGUUGACGAUGAGAGCAAGACAGAGCGCAGAAUCUACCGCAAGUUCCCUCUGCCCAACGAAUGGAACACUGCACAAAACCCGCCCUACUCGUACUGGAUCUACUAUCUCUUUGCAAACAUUUCGUCGCUCAACGUCUGGCGCAAGCAGCGUGGCUUCAACACUUUCCUCCUGAGACCCCACUGUGGUGAGGCAGGAGACACUGACCAUCUUGCUGCUGCUGUUUUGUGCUGUCACAGCAUCUCGCACGGUCUGCUGUUGCGCAAGGUACCUUUGCUGCAAUACAUUUUCUACCUCGAGCAGAUCGGUGUUGCAAUGUCGCCCCUAUCCAACAACGCAUUGUUCCUUGCUUACGAGCGCAACCCUUUCCUAUUAUACUUCCGCCGCGGUCUUAACGUCUCCCUCUCGACCGACGAUCCCCUGCAAUUCGCCUUCACAAAGGAGCCCCUCAUUGAAGAGUACGCAGUGGCUGCUCAGAUCUACAAGCUCAGUGCAGUCGACAUGUGCGAACUCGCCAAGCACUCCGUCCUCCAAAUGGCCGGAAACGACAUGGCAAAGGUCAACGUGCCAAACAUCCGCGAGGCAUUCCGCCACGAGACUUGGUUGCAAGAACUUGCCAUAAACACGCGGGAUGGCAAUUUCCAGCUGCCUGCCCCCGCCGCUCAUCACCACUACGUUCCCAACGCGCAAGCUGCUCGUAUCUCGCAGUCGCCCAGUAUGGUCAGUCUGCCGGGCCACAAGCACACCCGCUCGUCCAGUAUGGUUGGACACGGCUCGCCUGCCGGUGGCUCCGCGCCUACCUCCAUCCCACCGGACAUGGCACCCAUGCCCAUGUCCUCGCUCGACGCAUCCGAGCCCCGCUUGUUCCCCGGCGUUGUUAGUAAGAGUCGCAAGGGCAGUAUGGUGACGAGCAGAUCUGGUGUUGAUGUUGGUAGUGAGGAUUACAAUGUCCCUGACCAUAUGACGCAGAGUUUGCCUGCUAUUGCGCUGGGUAGACCUAGACCCCACGAGCAUGAUGCGGCGGUUGUUGAAGAUGAGGAUGAAGUUGGCGAGACUGCUUGA
This is a messenger RNA of Aureobasidium vineae, 3015 nucleotides long. NCBI's taxonomy places the organism in Eukaryota, Fungi, Ascomycota, Dothideomycetes, Dothideales, Saccotheciaceae. The record is from the annotation of a GenBank genome assembly.